Messenger RNA from Prunus armeniaca (apricot), 1080 nucleotides. Lineage: Eukaryota; Viridiplantae; Streptophyta; Magnoliopsida; Rosales; Rosaceae. The record is from the annotation of a GenBank genome assembly.
AUGGGUGCACUGGGUUUGGGGAUUGCCUUUGCACUUCUGGUGCUGCUACCAAGUUUAGAACACCAAGUGCAUGGGAAGCAAAGCAAUUACGAGUUGAAGAAGUGUGAUAUUUACCAAGGAAGAUGGGUUUACGAUGCUUCUUACCCUCUUUAUGAUUCCAGCCCCUGCAGCUUCAUAGAGAAUGCCUUCGCUUGCCAGAAGAAUGGUCGAGCCGACGAACUCUAUCUCAAAUAUAAAUGGCAACCCUUUGCAUGCAAGUUACCUAGGUUUGAUGCGGAAGAUUUCUUGGAGAGAUUUAGAGAUAAACGCAUCAUGUUUGUUGGAGACUCAUUAAGUUUGAAUCAAUGGCAAUCAUUCACAUGCAUGCUACAUGCAGCCUCGUCUGAAUCUGAGUAUAACUUUGAGAGAAUAGGAUCAACCUCUACAUUCACAUUCCAGAGUCACAAUGUUUCUUUGAUGCUUCAACGCAAUGCCUUUCUUGUUGACAUUGCACACAAUAAAUAUGGGCGGGUUUUGAAGCUCAACUCGAUCGACCACAAGGAUGGCCUAGCCUGGAAGGAAUUUGAUGUAUUGAUCUUCAACACAUGGCACUGGUGGCUCCACACGGGAAGAAAACAACCGUGGGAAUUUAUUCAAGAUGGAAACACUUUACGUCAAGACAUGGAUCGCUUUGUUGCCUAUGAGAAAGCCUUAAGAACUUGGGCCCGGUGGGUGGACAAAAAUGUUGAUCCUACUAAAACCAAAGUCUUCUUCCAAAGCAUUUCACCGACUCAUUGGAAUGCAAGUUUUUGGGGAAACCCAGAAGGGAGGAACUGCACCGCAGAAACAAGGCCACUGGCAGAGCCACCAUACCCAAGAAGUCCACACCCAGCACAGGUGAUUGUGGAGAAAGUUUUGAGAGGCAUGUCAAAGCCAGUCAACUUGCUUAAUGUGACAGCUCUGUCACGGCUAAGAAAAGACGGUCACCCUUCUAUAUAUGGCAAUGAAGGCCAUCGUGGCAUGGAUUGUAGCCACUGGUGUCUUCCUGGAGUUCCUGACACUUGGAACCAGCUCCUCUACACUGAGCUCAUUCGAAACUGA